Molecule: messenger RNA, 4014 nt
Organism: Anopheles marshallii
Lineage: Eukaryota; Metazoa; Arthropoda; Insecta; Diptera; Culicidae
Gene: Gfrl
Exons: 16
Coding region: 1-4014 (1337 amino acids)
Biological process (GO): nervous system development
Cellular component (GO): signaling receptor complex; external side of plasma membrane
Molecular function (GO): signaling receptor activity
Source: RefSeq, a predicted model, not a curated record
AUGAGAUCCAAAUGUAACGUCCACCGGCAGCAGCGGCUAGCGGCAUCGGAGGCUAAGGACCAGGGUGGGCGGGAUGCAGUCGGUGAGGAGAUUGGACGCACAGGAAGGCGUCCCGCAAGGACAAGAGUGGCCGGUCCGCCACGUAUGUCGCUCGGUGCGGCAAUGCUGCUGGCCAUGCUGUUAGGUCCGGCCCUAGAAUUGCGCCAUGGUCCGAGUACGUGCGUUAGGGGGAGCGAAUUUCCCGAGCGGGAAUGCUGCGAUCCCGUUUAUCCACCGAUGCCCGACCCGGAACCGGUCCCGGGUCCGGCCUACCCGACGACGACGAUUUCCACCUCCUCCUCGUUCCAGACCGGCCAGAGCGGGAUGGCGGGGGGCGGGUUGGUGGGCGGUGGAAUCGGAGGGGCAGGAUCGACGGCGGUAGGGAACGAGCUGGGUGGUGGCCUGAUCGGAACGGGUUCCGGUAGUCAACUGUCAUCCUCGCGUCCGAUGCAUAUCGGCUACUCCGGAUCGAAUAUUAAGACUGCAAUAGCUAUUUUAAAUUGUAUAUUAGCACGACAGCUGUGCUUCGAGGACCCGUCAUGUUCAGCCAUCCUGGAGAUUAUACCGCGCGUCUGUGGGCCAGUGCCGGUUGCCUGCAGCACGGUUACCGUAACGAAAUGUCAGGCCGCCCUCCGGACGCUCCAGGCGUUUCCAUUUUUCCGGCCCACCUGUCUGUGCAAGGAGCCGGGUAUCGAUCCGGACUGUAAUUAUUUUCGGGACUUCCUGUUCGAUCAUCCCUGCGGUUUCGUCUCAAAGAAAGAAAAAGACCCCUACCCGGUGGAUGCGUUGCCGACGUGCAAUCAUGCACUAUCCGUGUGCCAGCAGGAGCGCAAGUGUAUAAAAUUAUUUGAAGAUUUUAAGCUACACUGUAAAGUGCGGGAAAAUAAAUGCCGCAUGGAAGAUAGGGAUUUGUGCUACGAAGCGUGGACUAAUCUGCGAUUAUCGCCGAUGUUCGGCUGCAUCUGCCCGAAUAAUCACAUGAAGCGCAGAUGUGAUAAAAUAUUUAGCGUUGUUAACCAUAAUCCUUGCGUCGAUGUGCUUCCCUCCGCACUAGAUACAUCUUCUGGCACCGCAACUAAUUCCAUCUAUCCGAACUUCUUUCCCUCCGACAUCAUUGAAGAUCCUCCGCCCACCAGCACCUAUCCAUACUUUCUGUUUCCCUCCAAGAAGUACCCACCGUCGGCAUUCGGGUCUGCCAUUUACCACGCUACCGUGGACUAUAUCAAUCUACCCGAUGGGCCCGGGUUGGGUCCAUCGUCCAACGGCUCCACCCCGGAAACAGAUCAAUCCUCUUCCUUCUCCUCCUCUUCCUCCUCCAAUGCCCGUCAGCAUCCGGGAACAGAGCACAACUAUCGCACUAGAUACGAGCACAAUUUUGACACCAGCAUGCACCACACCAAGCACCAAAGUCCCACUCAUAGUAGCAGUAAUAAUGCACCCAUCGCACCGCCGUGGCCUGAUCAGCACCAGCACCAGCAGCAUCAGUACCGACACGGCGAGAACGGUACUGCCGAUCCUACCGGUCACGUUGGUAUGGGACGAUGGGAUAGCAUGUCGGUCCCAUCCGACCUCCAGCAGCAACCGGAGACUGUGCGGGCAAUGGGUGUGGACGAUAAUUAUCACCGUCUGCUGGACCAGAAUAUGGCCCUGAUCGAGACGCCGCUGGUUGCGCCACCGCAUGCCUACUAUCCGCAGCACUACAAGACGGCACUGUAUCCGUACAACGUCAGCGGCUACCAUCAUCUGCAUCAGCACGGUGCCGGUGGCCACUUUGGCAGCCACCAGCACCAGCACCAGCAUUCGUACGGUGGGUUCGAGUACGAAUACGCAACCGGCGGUGGUGCUGGUGGUGGCAUCGGGGGCCCCGGUACCGGUGGCUACCUGGCCGCAUCGGCCGGGUCCGCUCCGGUCGACAAUAUUCUGAUCAGUGUGAACGGUGGCAAUGGAGAUGCGGCCAUCGAGCUCGACGGUUCGAGCUACGAGCAUACAGUGGACAAACAAUUCGGAUCGGACGACAUCGAAGAGAAGGAGGCGGAAAUGAGUUUUAUUCACUUCCAAAGUACCUGCCACCUGGCGCUGGACUCCUGUCGCGACGAUCAGGUAUGCUCGUCAGCGCUGAAGACGGUCCUGAUGCACUGCGAUCAGCACCGGUGCAAUCGCAACGCGUGCAUGGAGUCGCUGCAGAGCUUCUACAAGAGCAUCCACGACGAUCUCAGUCUGGACAUUGCAUUUUGUCUGUGCAGAAAAACACCGAACCGGCACGACAGCUGUAUGAUCGCGCAGGAGAAGCUGCAUCCCGUGUGUGCCCAGCGGCCACCGGAAAGCCUCAGCCAGCAGUCUUCAUCGGCCGGUAACGGCAUCACGUACAAUGCGCCGCCAGCGUGCCACGCGGUAGCGGAACUGUGCCGUGAGGAUGAAGACUGCCGCGCCCGGCUGGAGGUGUUCGAGCAGUCCUGUGCGGUGGACAGUGUGACCAAGAAGUGUGCCGGAAAGACGAGCGCUUGCAGGCAGGCUAUGCUUGGCAUUCUGGGCACACCGCUCAGGACAACCUGCGCCUGCCAGGGCUCGGACAUGCAGCAGCUGUACGACUGUCUAGGCUGGCAGCGACUGCUCUGGCUCAAUCCAUGCGUCGUGGAGUCGCAAAAAGACUUUCACCUUAAACGGCUGGCAGAACUGGGACUACUGACGACUACGACUACUAUGGCAACAACCACCACAACCAUCGCCACAACAACCACCAUGAGAACCACACGUGUCACACAGCCACCAACACUUCCUCCGACAAAACCGAAACCCGUAUAUCGACCAAAACCAACCGAAAUGCAUACGAUUGAAACGAACUACGUCGAGACACCCGACACACGGCCGGAAACGCUAGUGCACAAUCAGAAUGGUGUGAUCGAACGUUCCGAUAUCGAUCGGGGCCGUCAACAUCCACAGCCUGAUGAGUACGAUCGGUCAACCGGCACCCGGCACCAGUCGGUCAACACGGACAGCGAGGAUGAUAUAGUGGGGCAGUAUGAGAAGGAAAUCUACCAAAGACCCGACGAGCAGGUCCUGCACGUGGCCAGCACCGAGGUACAGGAGGUGGAGACACUUCCACCGACAACCAUUACUACGACCACUACUGAACCGACGACAACACCCAUUCCAAUUCGAUACUGCGUCGUGCAGAGAUCUGAACAGCCUGAUCAGCUGAUUGCAGAAGGGAAGAGUCGUCGGCUCUACAUCUUGGACGAUGCAGAAUGCAGCGAGCUGUGUACGUGUGGUGGUGGAGACUCACUCGCGCUCACCUGUCAUGCACUGUGCGUUCCACUGUUUCCCUGCCGGACUGCCCUUGCGUACUACAGCCAUGCCGCCCCGGCAUACCAAGCGUUCCGUGGACGAUGCCUCUGCUACUCGGGACGGUUCAUUUGCAUGAGGCCACCACCGGGAGAGUAUCAGCUGCCGGGUGGUAUCUUUCUUUUACUAGGAUAUAGUUCUACCGACGAAGCACUGUUAAGACCGCACACUAACUUAGGAGUACAGGACGCCGUACGUGCCCUACAGCAAUACGUCCUGCAGCAUAUCGAUAACUCGACCCUCUGUACAUUGACACUGUUUAACAUCACGGAAGAAAAUAUCAUUCUUUCGAUCAGGCUACCGCUCGAUCCGAAGCUCACACCGAUGCAGUUGUUAAAGCUGGAAAAGGACCAGUGCACCAGAAUACUGGAAGCAAUCAGCCAUCAGAUCAACACGCAGUACGUAGAACUGUCCGCUCACCGAUUGCUCAGCAUCUUCAAGAUGGCCGAGGUGCAGAUCGUAUGGCCCGAGGUCAGCAAUGCCCGGCGACACACGACCCCAUCGCUGGCGGUCAGCCUGUUCACGGGUGUGGCGACGGUGCUGCUAACGCUCUGCGGCACACUGGUGCCACCCUUUGUCCGGUGGACCCAACACCAUCAACGAUGGCCGGCAGCAUCGCGGUUGGUCACGUGA